Molecule: messenger RNA, 3339 nt
Organism: Sinocyclocheilus rhinocerous
Lineage: Eukaryota; Metazoa; Chordata; Actinopteri; Cypriniformes; Cyprinidae
Product: semaphorin-6D-like
Exons: 17
Coding region: 133-2880 (915 amino acids)
Biological process (GO): axon guidance; semaphorin-plexin signaling pathway; positive regulation of cell migration
Cellular component (GO): plasma membrane
Molecular function (GO): chemorepellent activity; semaphorin receptor binding
Source: RefSeq, a predicted model, not a curated record
CACAUGAGGGAGGCGUGUCUCUCGUAUCUGUUGCCCCGCCCCGUUUCCUCACACAGGUUAUACUGAAUAAUACAGGAGCUCUGGGUUCUCUGACGCUCAGAUUUGAGGAAAACACAGAAACUAUGGAAUAAGAUGGUCUUUGAAACAAUACAGAUGACUGACAGGACAUGGCGUUACUCUGUCGUCAUGGCGAUGGUCUCUUUAGCCUGGCUCCUCCCACUCAUCGCUACUGCCACGCCCUUCCCCAGCGAUCUGCAGCCAAUCAGUGUGCUGCGUCUGGAAGACUCGCACCGGUAUCCCAGUUUUCAGGGUCUGAUGUUUAAUAAUGGCACGGAGCGUCUGGGUCUGGACUAUCAGCGGAUGAUCCGGAUCCAGCAUAUGCUGUACAUCGCUGCCAGAGACCAUGUAUUUGUUGUGAAUCUCACUUCUGCAGUCGAUAAAAUCAUCCCACAGCAGAUACUGACGUGGAGGUCUACAGACGUGUCAAAGUGCGCCGUGAGAGGAAGAAACAGCGUAAGUAUCUCCAUCCGAGCAGAGCGGAUAUCAGAUGAAGAGCGUCUGAUACGACACGCAAGUUUUGAAAUUGAAAUGAGAAUAGUUGGAAAUUAUGAAAUUAUGGAACUAUGUGGUCAUUUCUAUUCGGCCACAGUGACGGACUUCCAGGCGAGUGACGCUGUGAUCUACAGGAGUUUGGGUGGAGAGGGGCGACCCGUCCUGCGGACCGUCAAAUACGACUCCAAAUGGCUCAGAGUGUCAGGUGGUCAUUUCUAUUCGGCCACAGUGACGGACUUCCAGGCGAGUGACGCUGUGAUCUACAAGAGUUUGGGUGGAGAGGGGCGACCCGUCCUGCGGACCGUCAAAUACGACUCCAAAUGGCUCAGAGAGCCUCACUUCCUGCAUGCUGUCGAAUACGGCAACUACGUGUAUUUCUUCUUCAGUGAGAUCGCAGUGGAGCACACCGGCGCUGGGAAGGUGGUGUAUUCGCGCGUGGCACGUGUGUGUAAGAACGACAGCGGCGGCUCCACUCGGGUGUUGGAUCGCCACUGGACGUCGUUUCUGAAGGCGCGCCUGAACUGCUCGGUUCCUGGAGACACGUUCUUCUACUUCGAUGUGCUGCAGUCGCUCACCAACGUGCUGCAGAUCAACCAGCGACCCGCUGUGGUGGGAGUCUUCACCACACAGAUCAACAGCAUUCCCGGCUCAGCGGUGUGCGGGUUUUAUUUGGAUGACAUUGAGCGAGUGUUUAAUGGGAAGUUUAAGGAGCAGAAGAACAGUGAUUCGAUGUGGACGCCGGUGCCUGAGGAACACGUGCCCAAACCACGUCCAGGUUCAUGUGCAGGUGAAGGUUCAGCGUCCUCCUACUCAUCUUCUGUUCAGUUUCCAGACUCUGUGCUUUCAUUUAUUAAGACGCAUCCGCUGAUGGACGAGUCUGUGCCGUCAAUCAACAGCCAACCGCACACACACACACACAUACACACACACACACACGUUUGUGUGACUCUGCAUCAUACUGAUGUGUUUGUACUGUGCAGGUAUAAGCUGACUCAGAUUGUAGUGGACACGGCGGCUGGGCCUCAUAAGAACCGCAGCGUUGUAUUUCUGGGCUCUGAAGACGGACGGGUCCUGAAGAUCCUGACAGGCACUCAAGCCAACAGCUCACGCAGCUCCAGACUGCUGGAGGACCUCCACGUCUUCAGCCCCACACAGUGUACUGGAGAGCGCACUGUGUUGGGUCUGGAGCUGGAUAAGGAGCAUCACGCUCUGUUUGUGGCGUUUUCCAGCUGCAUUAUCAGAGUUCCUCUCAGCCGCUGCGCUCGACACACCACCUGCAAGAGAUGCUGUCUCCACACGCAUGACCCAUACUGCAUCUGGCUGCGGACAGGACGCUGUGCUGACGUGGCUCCAGGGUUCAAGGCGGGGUUUGAGCAGGACAUUGACGGUGACCAGUCACAUUCAUUUGACACAUGCACAGAUGUGAUGUCAGCAGCAGGUAGUGAUGUGAACUCAGCUGUGGAUUCAGCCUCUGGUGUGAAGCAGCUCCCUGACGCGCCGGGUCACUACACUCUUCUGGGCUCGUGUGUGUUGGUGGCGUUCGUGUUGGGCGCCGUCGUGUCAGGUUUGCUGGUGUCCUGUUACUGCGGUCAGAGAUCCCACCAAUCACAGGAGCCCGAGGCGUCGCUCUCGCUCAACAGCCUCACAGACACCAAACCAGAAAAGAACAACCUCCCAUCCUCUCAGACCUACAGCUCCGUUAAACCACACGCGACUGAGGAGGAGGAGCUCGUCUCGAACCUGCCCACUCCUGAUUCGACCCCGGAGCUGCCAAUCAAGAACUUAAAGGCUCUAAACAGCCAAUGGGAGAGAAGCCACACCCACAGCUUCACCCUGCAGGUGUUUCCCACCAAUCAGACGCGUCCCAGCAAACACACGCCCUCAGAGAGCCACGAUGAGGAUGCGUUUACACACAUGCAGAAUCUUGAUCUUGUGAGUUCAUCCUUGCACAUGCCAACAUCGUAUUACAGCUGCCUAAAAGACAUGCCUGAAACCUCAGCGUUUCCGCUACAAACGCUUUCUGAGCGGCCAGACUGCAGCAUAAGCUCCUCACAGCACCACAUGCUUAUAAAGAUGCUCACAAACACCCGCCAGCACAGCUUCAACCAGAAAUCAGCGCAACCGGGAAACAUCUACGAGAUACACAGGCCUUUAAUCGCAGACGGCUCGUGUCUGACGCGACAGCACAGCUACAGCGAGCCUCCGCUGCUCCAGCGGGCAGCUAUCAUCAGACGCACAGAGUCGCUCAAACCACAGAUCCCACCCAAACCCACAAACAUACCCCCCAAAACACUACACCUGCCCUCGCACGCCAAACACAGCUACUGAGACACCACCAGCACACCAAAGGUCAGAGGUCAAAGACACGGCAGGUUUGGAAUUUAAUACUAGCAUACUGAUCACUGCACAGUGUAUACUGUAUAUAGCACUUUAUACUAUUAUGUUGCAUGUUUAAUUCAGCAUUUGAGGUCCAGUUGACUUUCAAAUAAAAAGGUUAUUUUGCAUUUCUAAUGCGAUUUUGUUUCCCUUGACAAAAAUCUAAAAAAAAAAAAAAAAACUAAUUUUUUCCAUUGGCUUCUGUACUAUUUCAGAAAAUAAGCUCUUGUGACCAACAAAAUCCUUAGCAUACUGAUUACAUUGGGUAUAUGGGAAACAUGUUUAAUUCAGCAUUCGACGUCUAAGUAUCGUUCAAAAAACAAACAAAUGCUAUUUUACAAUUUUAAAACUAUUUCUGUUCCCUCGACCAAAAAGCUCAACAAAUAGGAUUUUCCAUUGCCUUUUAGAUUA